CUAGCUCACGAUUUCUUCUUUGUGUGAUUGUAGCUGCUUCAUGCCUUCAUCUGAUCUUUGUAUAUCUUCAUGAUGUUCGUUGUAAUUUUGGCCUCUUUUGAUUUUCUUUGAUUCAAAUACCUUGUUUUACUGGUUCUUUAAUUGCGAUGGCGUGGUUGGUUUGUAGUUUUUCCUUAUUGAUAACCGUGUAACCCAAAAAAGAAAGUGAUACAAUUGUUCUAUAUAUAAUAUUUUUUACAAUCUAAAUUACUUUGAUCAUCAUCUGCGAACAUUUUGUUUCUGGAUAAUUCAAAUUAUCAGAGUACUAUAGCAUUAAUAGUUGCAUUGGAAGAUCACGUCUGAUACAUUUGUAGUCGUACACAGUUUGGAAAAUACCUUUCUGCAACAGUUGGCAUGUCUGCCAUCUGAAAGAUGCCUAUUUUUCAUAUAUAUCAUAAUUAAUUAUCAGUUAGCAUAUUGGAUGUAAUCCCAUGAUCAACGUUUACAUGGGCAAACCAAGUAAAAACCAGAGAGAAGCUUAACCAGAUCAGUGAAAAUUAAUCAGAAGCAGGCGCAAAAGCAGACAACCCCAGAUGAAGCACAAACUGUCCCAUCUUUGAUCAGUACAAGAGAAUCGAGGCCGUUGAAAGCACGAAAACAAUAUGCUUUGUUACGAGAAGCCAGCUCAGAUCAACGCACUUGUCAUUUGUUAAUUUCCCAAGUAGAGAGCCGGCCCCACCGCUCUUUCUCAGAUCUUACGCAGUACCUUAAUACUCCCAAGAUUUGUGCACUACCCUUUUGUAACUCGGGCUUCGUGUUUCGCUGUCUCUGUAUCUCUCUCGUUCUCUCCCUGAAAGCCUCUGUUUUUAGUGUGCAAAGUGUGAUAUGGCGGACUGGGGGCCAGUGAUAAUAGCAGUGGUGCUGUUCGUGCUGCUUAGUCCGGGGCUGUUGUUUCAGAUACCAGCGGGAGGGAGGUUGAUCGAAUUUGGGAACAUGCAGACAAGCGGUGCUUCUAUCUUGGUCCAUGCCAUCAUUUACUUCGGCCUCAUCACCAUCUUCCUAAUUGUCAUUGGUGUCCACAUCUACACCGGCUAAACCUACACUCAUUUUUUCUGGUUUGUUUUGUCAUGGAUGAUCGGUUGCUUAACAUCCAAUAUCUUUCUUUUCUAGAAAAUAAAAUAAACAAGAUCUUGUUUAUUUUCUUUUCUUUUUUCUUUAUCGUGCGUGUGUUUGGAAUCUGGAUCGAUGGUUUGAUGCUUUGUAAUUUAGAGACAUGAUGAGGCUUUGGCAGUACUGUUAGAAAAUGCCGUUCCUUACUUAGAUUUGCUUCUAUCGAUGAUUGUGGUCUUGUACUUAUUCAAACAAAAUAUGGCAUAUAUGAUUGCGUGAGAAUUUUUGGAAUAAAUUUUAUAGUACUGGUGUUGAAAAAGCUCUGAA
Messenger RNA from Carya illinoinensis, 1416 nucleotides. RefSeq lists its product as uncharacterized. The transcript has a single exon. NCBI's taxonomy places the organism in Eukaryota, Viridiplantae, Streptophyta, Magnoliopsida, Fagales, Juglandaceae. The record is from RefSeq and is a predicted model, not a curated record. Bases 865 to 1074 code for a protein of 69 amino acids.